Molecule: messenger RNA, 1255 nt
Organism: Acomys russatus (golden spiny mouse)
Lineage: Eukaryota; Metazoa; Chordata; Mammalia; Rodentia; Muridae
Product: RNA-binding motif, single-stranded-interacting protein 2-like
Cellular component (GO): cytosol
Molecular function (GO): mRNA binding
Source: RefSeq, a predicted model, not a curated record
AUGGCACAGCCAAGUCCAAGGAACAGCACCCCUACUGGAAGCAGCAGGAGCAGCGGGAGCGACCAGCUGAACAAGACCAACCUGUACAUGGGAUUGCAGCCAGGCACUACUGACCAGGACCUUGUCAAGCUCUGCCAGCCAUAUGGCAAGAUUGUGUCCACUAAGGCUAUCCUGGACAAGACCACAAACAAGUGCAAAGGCUAUGGCUUUGUGGACUUCGACAGUCCCUCAGCAGCACAGAAGGCUGUACCUGCACUGAAAGCCAGUGGUGUGCAGGCACAAAUGGCUAAGCAACAGGAACAAGACCCCACAAACUUAUACAUCUCAAACCUCCCGGUGUCCAUGGAUGAGCAGGAACUGGAGGGCAUGCUGAAGCCCUUCGGCCAGGUCAUCUCCACUCGAAUCCUCCGAGACACUACUGGGACCAGCAGAGGGGUUGGCUUUGCAAGGAUGGAGUCCACAGAGACGUGUGAAGCUGUCAUCACCCACUUUAAUGGAAAGUAUAUAAAGACACCCCCUGGAGUAGCAGCACCCUCUGACCCCUUGCUUUGUAAAUUUGCUGAUGGUGGGCCGAAGAAACGACAGAACCAUGGAACAUUUGUGCAAAAUGGAGGAGCCUGGCUAAGGAACGGAGAAAUGGGUGCUAUGGCCUUGAGCUAUGACCCCACCGCGGCUCUUCAGAAUGGGUUGUACUCAGCCCCUUACAGUAUUGCUCACAGCAGGAUGCUUGCUCAGUCUGCACUCUCCCCGUAUCUUCCAUCUCCUGUGUCCUCCUAUCAGAGAAUGACUCAGACGUCUCCUCUACAAGUACCUAACCCAUCUUGGAUGCAACACCAGUCGUACCUCAUGCAGCCUUCAGGCUCAGUUCUGACACCAGGGAUGGACCAUGCCCUCUCUCUCCAGCCUGCCUCCCUGAUGGGACAUCUUACCCAGCAACUGGGCCACCUGUCACUCAACAGCUUGGGCACGUUCAUGCCAGCCGCGGCCGCUAUGCAAGGAGCUUGCGUCUCCAAGUAUCCCACUGUGCCUUCCUCCAGUGUUUCUGUUGAGGAGAGUAGUGGUCAGCAGAACCAAGUGGUGGAGACCCCCUCAGACCAUGGGCUCUAUCCUUUCCAGUUCAGCAAGUAAUGAGGAGACAAGAGAGACUACACUUUGCCUUCAGGAAGCAGAUGAGUGACAUUGUGCAGCCUUUGGAAGCCAAAUCUGGUGGACAGUGCUACAGACAAGUGUCAUCCAGCUUCAGGACCCUGGGACA